Molecule: messenger RNA, 1144 nt
Organism: Corythoichthys intestinalis (scribbled pipefish)
Lineage: Eukaryota; Metazoa; Chordata; Actinopteri; Syngnathiformes; Syngnathidae
Gene: mibp2
Product: muscle-specific beta 1 integrin binding protein 2
Exons: 8
Coding region: 254-865 (203 amino acids)
Cellular component (GO): cytoplasm
Molecular function (GO): ribosylnicotinamide kinase activity
Source: RefSeq, a predicted model, not a curated record
GUGGUGUAUGUGUGGAAGUGACAAGGAGCCCACGGUUCUCUCUUGCUGGAAGACCGCGUCCACGCGACAUCUCGCUCCCCGCGCUUACCUUACACACUCAAAACCAAGUACCAUGGACGAGUCGAGUAGUUGACGUUUCCUGCAACCUUCUCUUUUUAAGCUUUCUUCCGUCCGAUCACUUAGCACCUGUCUAUAGGAGUUUUUGACUACGCGGCGCUUUUUUUCUUCUACCAGUAAACCACCAGCGGAAACCAUGAAGUACAUCAUCGGCAUUGGCGGCGUAACAAAUGGAGGGAAAACCACCCUCACCAACCGGCUGAUUAAAAUCCUGCCCAACUGCUGCGUUGUACACCAAGAUGACUUUUUCAAGCCCCAAGAUCAGAUUCCAGUUGAAGAUGGCUUUAAGCAGUAUGAUGUCAUUACUGCGCUGGACAUGGACGCCAUGAUGAGCACCAUCUAUGCGUGGCUGGAGAACCCGGUGAAGUUUGAGAAGUCUCAUGGCAUCAAUAACACCCUGGACACGGAGAUACUCCCUAAGUCCGACCAGAAAGAGGAGACUCACAUCCUCAUUGUGGAGGGCUUCCUGCUUUACACGUACCAACCUUUGAUCGACGUGCUGAACCAGCGGUUCUUUAUUUCCAUCCCCUAUGAAGAAUGCAAAAAGAGGAGGUGCUCGAGGAACUACACGGUGCCAGAUCCCCCCGGCCUCUUUGACGGGCACGUCUGGCCCAUGUACUUGAAACACAAGAACAUCAUGGAGACGACAAAUGUUGAUGUUGUGCAGCUAGAUGGAACCAAGUCAAAGGAGCAACUGUUCAACUUUGUCUAUGGGGACAUCAUGAAUAAUAUCCAACAUUCUCUUUAACAAAGGUCACAAGAUCAGCUAAAAUGGAGCGCGUAUUCAGCUUGCUUGAAGACCAGCUCGCCUUAAGUUUCUACCUGGCAGUUUAUUUAGCUGACUGCUAUGAUUUUUAAAUGUAAAAAAAAAAAAAAAAAAAAAUUAUAAAUAUGUAACUGGCGGCAUUGAAUGCCAGCAUCAUUUUAUAUCAAGCGUAUUUAUUGCUUCAUAUGGCCUGCACUCCGCAGAGUGAAUGGAUAUGUUCAGAGGAUAGAUGCAUAUGUCAAUAAAUGAUCCUCAAGCCAA